AAUAAAGCAAAAGUAAUAAAGUUGGAGACCAAGCGCCAGAGCUGCGGCGCGCCACACUGGAAAGACAAGGGAAGGAAACAGUUUUAGUUUGUCGCUAUGGACCCUGUAAAGUUUUCCAAAAAGCUCUGGUGCGCGCGCAAACAGCUCAUCCUGGUACUUGUGCCGCUGCUGCUGCUCCCGCUGCUCUUCGUUGUGCCACCGAAGGAGGGCAAAUGUUUGUAUGUGGUACUGCUGAUGGCGGUGUACUGGUGCACCGAAGCACUUCCACUGGCGGUCACUGCUAUGCUUCCUGUGUGCCUCUUCCCAACCAUGGGAAUCCUGCCAUCCAAAAAGGUCUGUCCACAGUACUUCCUCGAGACAAACUUCCUGUUCCUGAGUGGUUUAGUGAUGGCGUCUGCUAUAGAGGAGUGGGGUCUCCAUCGCCGCAUAGCCCUCAAGGUGCUGAAGAUUGUAGGAGUGAAACCUGCAUGGCUAAUUUUAGGCAUGAUGAUCACUUCCUCUUUUCUGUCAAUGUGGCUGAGUAAUACAGCCACGACAGCAAUGAUGCUGCCCAUUGCUAACGCCAUACUGGAAAGCCUGUUUGGAAAUCUUGAGACUCUGAAAGAGAACUGCAAGACCAGGAGUGAUCCAGAGGGUGAGUCACAGGUGAAGAUGCAUGUGCUUCCUGAAAAACAGAUAUUGACUACAGAAGACAGACCCGACUGGACAGACAGAUCAGAGCAAAGGAACCAGGAAGAGGUCAGAAAAGAGGCAGAAUACCAGAUGAAAGUGUGGAAGGGAUUUUUGAUCUGCAUUCCUUAUGCUGCAAGCAUCGGAGGAACUGCAACCCUCACUGGCACAGCUCCUAACCUGAUCCUGGUGGGUCAGCUCAAGAGCUACUUCCCUGAAUGUGACCUCAUAAACUUCGGGUCAUGGUUUGUCUUCGCAUUCCCACUCAUGCUUCUCUUCCUCAUUCUGGGCUGGAUCUGGAUUGCUUUUCUCUAUGGGGGGCUCAAUACACGACUUUGUAUCAGUAAAAAUGACGAGCGGGCUGCAGCAGAAGCUAAAGCAAACGCUGUUAUUGAUGAAGACUACAAGAAACUGGGCCCGAUAAAAUUUGCAGAAGGAUCCAUCGCUUUCUUCUUUAUUAUUUUUGCCAUCCUACUCUUCACACGAGAUCCGAAAUUUGUGACCGGAUGGUCGGUUUUCUUCCCCAAAGGCUAUGUGUCUGAUGCUGUGACUGGAGUCAUCAUCAUCUCCAUCCUCUUUUUCUUCCCAUCUCAGCGUCCAUCUCUCCGCUGGUGGUUCGAUUCCAGAGCCUCCAAUACUCCAUAUGUGCCCCUGUUGUCAUGGAGAAAAGCUCAGGAGUGCGUGCCAUGGAAUAUCAUUUUGCUGCUGGGUGGUGGAUUUGCAAUGGCUAAAGGCUGUGAGGAGUCCGGCUUAGCAGUAUGGAUAGGAAACCACUUGCAGCCUCUGGCUCAGGUUCCACCUCCGGUCGCUGUGAUGCUCAUCACAGCCUUUAUUGCCUGCUUCACUGAAUUUGCCAGUAACACAGCCACCAUCAUCAUCUUCCUUCCAGUCAUCGCUGAACUAGCCAUCCGUGUGAAAGUGAACCCGCUGUAUUUCAUGAUCCCAGCAACAACUGGAUGCUCUUAUGCUUUCAUGCUUCCUGUGUCCACACCUCCAAACUCAAUCGCCUUCGCCUCCGGACACCUGAUGGUCAAAGACAUGGUAAAAACGGGGUUUGUGAUGAACAUCCUGGGGAUUCUGUGUGUGUCUCUGGCCAUGAACACAUGGGCUCUUCAUAUGUUCAAUCUUCACUUGUACCCUGAUUGGGCAAGACCUUUAAAUGCUUCAUUAGCAACGGUGGCUACACAUACUAUAGCGGCUAUGAAUAUGACUGGUUAGAGAGAUGGAUAUGACAUAUACAUUCAUAUACUGUAUAUUGUGGAUAUCAUGUGUAUAUAUGACUAAAACGAAAUGGAAAAUUGCUUAACUGAGGGAUUCCUGCUGUGGAUGGAGCAACACUAUUAUGACCUCACUUCCUGCUCAGCAUCGCCCUCUUGUGCUUUGAGGCCACUUCUGCAAUUUGGGGCUGGAAAUUAAAGAAUGUUUUAAACUUCACAGGUAUGCGAAAAAAAUAAGGACAAUUAUCAGAUUCUCUUGAUUUAUAGUUAUGCAUUUGAGUAAAAUGGUUUUGUUUUAUUCUGUUAAACUACUGAUUUAAAUUUACUCUAAAUUAUUGUAAUUUAAAGAUUAUUCUUUUGUAUUAAAUGAAAAGGUGCCAUGCCAUGUUUAUAUUCAUUUUAAAACAACAGAAUACAAAGUUUUAACUUCAGAAGUGUUAAGAAAUCUGUAUAUUGGUGGAAUAAGCCUAAUUUUCUAUCACAACAUAUGAAUCCAUUUGCUAUUCUGACCAAUCGUUAGUGACAUUUACAUGGACAUCAGUAAUCGAAUUAUUUGCCUUGAUCUGAAUAAGACAAUAAUAUGAUUAAGGUGUUUACAUGAGUUGCAUUUUUAAUGUUCAUUUAAUGAUCCCGUUUUACAUGUCAUAGCAUAUAAUUUGAUUAAUGUCAUUGCGUCACCACGCUAUCCACAUUUCCUCUGGAGUUUCAUGUAAUUUCGGGUGAUUCAUUUUUAAUUUGUUGACUUUAACUGCAGUUUGCCACUUUCAUUUUCAUUCAGGAGCAUUUCUUGCUUGCCCCUUUGACGAACGAGAUAUUGGAUGCGAGUAUGAACUUAUGGAAGAGUGUUGUUUUAAUGGAAUUUGAUACCACACACAGUAUGGGUUAGAAAAAAACCUCUACAUUUUGUGUUGCAGCUGUCUGUGGUCCUUCACUGACUCAGUAGGUGCAGAGAAUAGUGUCAAACAGCCGUGUGUGUAUGGACUAUCCUGUCGCAAAAUGUGGCGAAAACCCUACACUAUGGUAAUAGUUUUAUUGCAGUGUUUACAUGUCUGUACUGCACUUCAUUAAUGUGACUAAAUCAUCAUCCACAUGUCUUAAUUCAACUUCUGUUUAGUUUGAUUAUGACUUUAGUCGGAUUAAAGCAAUCAAAAAUCACUGUUUACAUAGUAGACUCUUAAUCAGAGUAUUGUCUUAAUCGUAUUAAAAUCGGAUUAUUGGUGUCCAUGUAAACAUACUCACUUUCUGAAAAUAAAAGUGCUACAAACGGCCAUGUUUUUGUUUCAAAUUUGGAAAAUUCAUCAGACCUUUAACAAAAUAAAACAAAUAAAAAUUUUACUCAAACCUAAUCCAUUAAAUCUGUCAAUUCAAGUGCUCUUUGAUUAGUUUUUUCCAAAGCUGUAUAUAUAAUAUUUAUAUACAGUUGAAGUCAGAAUUAUUAGACCCCCUGAAUUAUUAGCCCCGUUAAUUUUUUUCCCCAAUUCAACUCUCUGUUC
This is a messenger RNA of Danio aesculapii, 3379 nucleotides long. It is a transcript of the gene slc13a3, whose product is annotated as solute carrier family 13 member 3. Gene Ontology annotation, molecular function: sodium:dicarboxylate symporter activity; succinate transmembrane transporter activity; citrate transmembrane transporter activity. Gene Ontology annotation, biological process: monoatomic anion transmembrane transport; citrate transport. Lineage: Eukaryota; Metazoa; Chordata; Actinopteri; Cypriniformes; Danionidae. Bases 97 to 1887 code for a protein of 596 amino acids. The record is from RefSeq and is a predicted model, not a curated record. Gene Ontology annotation, cellular component: membrane. The transcript is spliced from 13 exons.